ACCCCUCCCCCACCAUCCCCGCAUUCCCAGCAUUCCCGGAAUUCCCAGAAUUCCCGGCGUUCCCCCGGCCCGGCAGGACCCCUCCCCAAUUUUGGGGACCCCCCCCCCCCCCCAAUGGCGGCCGAGCUGGACAACGUGGAGGCCGCCCCUCCCCCCAACAACAACAACGACCCCUGGGACCCCCCCCCGGAGCCCCGAGCCUGGGGGGACCCCAAAAUCUUCGAGUGCUCCCGGAUCAAGGCCUUGGCAGACGAGCGGGACGCGGUGCAGAAGAAGACCUUCACCAAGUGGGUGAACGCCCACCUGGCGCGCGCCGCCUGCCGCGUCGGCGACCUCUACUCGGACCUGCGCGACGGCUUCGUGCUCACGCGGCUGCUCGAGGUGCUCUCGGGGGAGACCCUGCCCAAGCCGACGCGGGGCCGGAUGCGGAUCCACUCCCUGGAGAACGUCGACAAGGCCCUGCAGUUCCUCAAGGAGCAGCGCGUCCACCUGGAGAACGUCGGCUCCCACGACAUCGUGGACGGCAACCACCGCCUGACCCUCGGCCUCAUCUGGACCAUCAUCCUCCGCUUCCAG
Messenger RNA from Vidua macroura (Pin-tailed whydah), 576 nucleotides. Its product is annotated as spectrin beta chain, non-erythrocytic 4-like. Gene Ontology annotation, cellular component: cell junction; cortical actin cytoskeleton; plasma membrane. The annotation marks the transcript as partial. The record is from RefSeq and is a predicted model, not a curated record. Gene Ontology annotation, molecular function: actin filament binding. The transcript has 4 exons. Gene Ontology annotation, biological process: actin cytoskeleton organization. NCBI's taxonomy places the organism in Eukaryota, Metazoa, Chordata, Aves, Passeriformes, Viduidae.